Penicillium waksmanii is the source of this 510-nucleotide messenger RNA. RefSeq names its product CybS family protein. The coding region runs from base 1 to 510 and encodes 169 amino acids. The transcript is spliced from 5 exons. NCBI's taxonomy places the organism in Eukaryota, Fungi, Ascomycota, Eurotiomycetes, Eurotiales, Aspergillaceae. Gene Ontology annotation, cellular component: membrane; mitochondrial envelope. The record is from RefSeq and is a predicted model, not a curated record. Gene Ontology annotation, biological process: tricarboxylic acid cycle; mitochondrial electron transport, succinate to ubiquinone. Gene Ontology annotation, molecular function: ubiquinone binding; heme binding.
AUGGCCUCAUUUGCGCGCCCGUCUCUGCUCCGGCAGACCCUUGCGACUCGGUCGCCUCUUCUCCGCCAGAAUGUUGGCGUGUCGCAGGCCGUCGCCUUCCACGCUUCCGCGAAGAAGCAGAUCCUGCCUCCGUUGCCGCAGACCAUCCAGGGAACCAUGAACGACCCCGUUCCCGUCCCCAACCCUCACCCCUCUGAGGGAAGCUACCACUGGACAUUCGAGCGCGCCGUCUGCGUCGGUCUGAUUCCCCUCUCCAUCGCUCCCUUCGCCGCUGGCUCCCUCAACCCGGUCAUGGACGCCGUCCUUUGCUCCCUCCUGGUCGCUCACUCCCACGUUGGAUUCCAGGCCGCCAUCAUCGAUUACUUCCGUCCUCAGCGUGUUCCCAAGUUCAACUCUCUCUGCAACUGGCUCCUGCGCGCCUUCACUCUGACCACCGCCGUCGGUCUGUAUGAGUUCGAGACCAACGAUGUGGGUAUCACCGAGGCCCUGCGUCGUAUCUGGAACGCAUAG